Molecule: messenger RNA, 1555 nt
Organism: Chiloscyllium plagiosum (whitespotted bambooshark)
Lineage: Eukaryota; Metazoa; Chordata; Chondrichthyes; Orectolobiformes; Hemiscylliidae
Gene: adat2
Product: adenosine deaminase tRNA specific 2
Biological process (GO): tRNA wobble adenosine to inosine editing
Cellular component (GO): cytoplasm; nucleus
Molecular function (GO): tRNA-specific adenosine-34 deaminase activity; zinc ion binding
Source: RefSeq, a predicted model, not a curated record
GAAAGGGCUCCGGGUGGUUCACCGCCGCGAGGAGGAGGCGGCACGGUUUGAGGUUCCCGCCCCGACCCCCGGGAGGAGCCCGCCAUGGGGGAAGGGGACGGAGCAGGAUUCCAGCCGCCACAGAAGCAGGAGCAAGAGCAGUGGAUGGAGAGGGCGCUCACCAUGGCAAAAGAAGCUUUAGAGAAUGGCGAGGUGCCUGUCGGGUGUCUGAUGGUUUAUCGGAACGAGAUUUUGGGGCAGGGAAGGAACGAAGUGAAUGAAACCAAGAACGCUACCCGACACGCAGAAAUGGUUGCCAUUGACCAAGUCUUGAAGUGGUGUCACCAAAAGGGCAGGGACAGGAAGGAGGUGUUCGAACACACGGUGCUGUAUGUCACUGUGGAGCCUUGCAUCAUGUGUGCAGCUGCCUUACGGCUACUGAAUAUCCCGCUGGUUGUGUACGGUUGUCAGAACGAGCGGUUCGGAGGCUGUGGUUCUGUACUGAACAUUUCCCAGGAUGAUUUACUGUACACUGGAACACCUUUCCAGUGCCUAGGAGGCUACAGAGCUGAGGAAGCUGUGGAACUGUUGAAGACCUUUUACAAGGCUGAAAAUCCCAAUGCACCAAAAUCAAAAGCAAGGAAGAAACACUAAGUUUCACCUGACAUCACCAAAAAAAAAGAGUCUGCAGUGCUUCAUCAGCCAACAGAAGAAUACAGGAGGAAGUUGCUCAGCGUUUAACCUGACCGGUCAGUGGGAAGAGAUGACCAGUUAGAGGUGAACACAGGCAAAAGAUGGUCACAGUCAAAAAGCAACUGUCAGGAAUCAUGGGCAGUAGCAAUGUUUCUCAGCCUGCCGAUCUGUGCUGUGCUGCCUGCUUCUCCCUCCUGGUCUGUCCAUCCAAGGUAAUUGGCAACAGCUCGGCUCCAACAUUCAGUAUUAUCAGAAACUCCACAUUCUCUCCAAUAACCUAUCACCUUCUUCCUUUCUGAGAAGUUAUCUACCUUUGCCUUAAAAAUAUUCUAAGAGUCUGAUUCCACUGCCUGUUGAGCAAGAGAGUUCCAAAAACCUACAGUCCUCCGAUUGAAAAAAAAAGGCUCCUCAUGUUUGUCUUAAAUGGGCCACCCCUUAUUUUUAAAUAGUGAUGCUGAUUUCCAGAUUUUCUCCUUUCCACAUGUAGCAUAUCAGGAACCCUCAGACCAUAUCUAUUUCAAUCAAGUCCCCUCUUACUUUUCCGAACUUCAGCAGAGGAAAGGUUGUCCUCCUUUAACAACUUGCCCAUUCCAGGUAUUACUCUGGAAGACCUUCUCUCAACUGCUUCUAACACAUUUACAGCUUUUUUAAAGUAAAGAGAUGAGUAUUAUCCACCAUACCUCAGUUAUGGUCUCAUCAAAGUCCUGCAGAAUUAAAGCGUAAUCUCCCUACUCUUGUAUUCAAUGAUGGCCAUUUACUGUGGGGAUUGUAGGCAUUCAUUUGUACACAACCACUCAGUGAUCAUAUUCCCAUGUUGCAUUCAAAGUUUUAAGCCAAAACAUCAUUUUUCUUUGGUCUUAUUACAAAUAAAUUAUGAAAUUCA